UUCUAGAGGAAUCUCGUUGCUUGGGACUGGACACCGUCACGCGCCCUCUCGUCCUCAUACUGAUGAUAUUCUUCACACUUCCAGAUCUGUGACGAACGAUGACAUUAGCUACGUUACAAACAAGAAGUGCGUUUGGACAAGAAACCCGGUUGUUGAGCUUCCUUUGCUCAGUGUUGUUGUUCUUGGAGACUUCAUACGCAUUGCCAGGAGCCAACCAGUCAGGAAUUAGUUUUCGUUUAUCGCACUUUGUAGACACAAGCGUCACGACCAACUUGUUAGGAGAUCAGAGGGACGUGUUAAGUUCCCGUAUCUUGCCGUCAGUUCGCCAUUGGCUACUUCGCACUCUUACUGAUGUGACUCGCGAAGAUUUGGCGUCGCCCAUUUUGUUGCGCAGCGACUGUUUGUUAGCUAGUCGUGAGCUUAUAUGGCAGGGCGGUGUGUACUGUGAUGGGUCUUGCGCAGACUACACAAAGUGUGGACAUCAGGUUGUCCCGGAUGAACAUCUGAAAUGUCAAAGGUGUGUGAGGGUGACGGGAUGUCAACAGUGUCAACAUUGUGAGGAAGCGAAGACAGGAUCAGGAGUAGCUGACACUGAUUAUCUUCUCUAUGUGACCGCAGUCAAUGAUUCUAAUUGUCGCUCACCUGAUGUAUUAUACACGUCUGUCCCUUGUAGCCAAGAUCUGACUUACAAUCGUCCGAUAGCUGGAAACAUUAAUAUUUGCCCUGGUGCGUUUAGAAGCAGUCUCGUUGCUUUUGAAUAUCAAGUCAGUCUCUUUUUACGAGAGAUGAUCAGAUUGUUGGGGUUUCGGACAGAGCUCUUUCCAUAUUACAGAGACUCCGAUGGUAUCCCUCUAACCCCAAGAGAUGAUAACGGAAAGCCAAUACUUCAGAGUGUGCUGGGUCAACCUUCCGAGCUUGCGUCAGCUGCAACGAUUCGUGUCAGUAAGACUCCUUGGGUAACGGCUACAGAGUCAGUGAAUGUAGAGAUAUCACAGACGGAUCACCUCAUCGUAACACCAACUGUUGUUCGAGAAGCCCGAAAUCACUUUGGUUGCAACGACCUUACAGGCCUUGCAUUGGAAUCAACAGGAAACGACGCUUUCUCCUUCUGGAACAAACGACUCAUGUUGGGCGAACUGAUGACCUCAGACCCUCAACCCGGAGCAAUUGUUUCAUCAAUAACGUUGGCACUAUUGCAAGACACCGGAUGGUAUGGUGUCAGCUACACACAAGCGGGAUAUCUACCAUGGGGUAACAAGUUUGGCUGUACGUUCACCAAUGGCAGUUGCUUGGCGUAUGCACUCGAAAAUGCGGCAGUCGUGCAAAGUGAGCAGAUGCUUCUUGCCAAGAAUUGGUCGGCAGUGGUCGAUGUUGAGCAGAUGCAGUGGGGAGCCGGGUCCGAGUUUAUUUUGGCAGCGAAUGGUGGAAAUCGUGUGCGACAUCCGUUUCAUUCGUUUCCGUUCUCAAGUGUCGUUGACAGUGUAGCGUCGUUCACACGGUGCACGUAUGAUCAUCGCUUUCUUGCUCGCAGCAAUCUCAAUCGCUAUGACACUCUGUCUCCGUUGAGUUACUUUGGAGGUUUGUAUAAUGGAACUGGAUAUGUUUCUACGAAUGAUGGGAAGUACUAUAGAGGUGCAGAUCAAGAGACAAGUUCAUGUCCGUACUUUCAGUCGGUAGUACUGCCGGGAAUGGAUUAUCGUCAGUUUCAUGACUGCAAGAAUCCAUUUGUAGGAUUGAAAUGGAACUACUUUCGGGAGCAGCACACGUUACAAUCGUUUUGCGUCAACUUUGCUUCUCAUUGGACCUACAACGACACCUUUCUCCAUCCCUUCAAUCUCGAUCACAUCUCUAGCGGCUGCUACAAAAUAAACUGCUACUCAACUUCUCAUUCAAUGUCAAUUCAAGUAAUGGACACUGCCUACUCAUGCUCACAUUCAGGUGCCAUUAUCGACAUCCAUGUGGUCAUAAGCGGCAUUCCAGUGAGUGGCAGUCUAAUCUGUCCACCAUAUGACACCGUGUGUGCUCAACACGGUUGCCCCAACGGCUGCAACAGCAGAGGAACAUGUCGAGUCAACACGAAAGGAAAGAGCGAGUGUGUGUGCUCGGUCGGCUUCUCUGGAUUAGACUGCAGCGAGAUAACCGGCUAUGGGCUUUACACACCCACAGGCCCAAUUGUAUUGCCUGUACACCUGACUACCACGUCGACCCCAACGAGUGAAUCACCCGGUGACGACGGCGUGAAGUGGACAGCCAGAGUGAUCGCGAACUUCGUGGCGACGUUUGCUGCCGCGAUUAUCAUCAUUGUUAUUCUCGUUUGGCUGUUCAAGUGUGGUGGUAUGCGACAAGGGAAGAUGAAGGGCCCGCCGAGUCGGACCCAGCAAAGAGAGCAGAGGCGUCUCGCUCAGCAAACGGUACCACAUGUUGUGGAUACUUCGAAUGAAGUAUCAGUGUCAUAUCCGCCCGCCUAUCGGGUCAGACCCGAUGGAUCUCAGCCGCUGUAUCCUGUACAGGUGUCUAUAGGAUCGUACAGCUACACGCCGCCUGUCGAUGAUAAUGAUGUGGUUACUUGAUCGAGUAGGACAUUAUGCUUAGCAUGUAGAUGCAAUGGUAUUUUCUUCUUUAGAGCGGUUGUUUUAAUGCAGGAAAUUUUGUAGAUUCGGUACUGUAUGUAUCUGGUAUUAGUCAACCCACGCUAAGAGUGGUUGAUAUUAAAUUAAUUGUGAUAAAUUUAGAAAAGCGGCAAGUGGUGAUGUAGUGCAAGCUAACCUUUUCCAUACACACUGAACAUCUUUAUUUCCUUUUAUUAUGUAAUUAUUAUAUAUUAUUAUUGAUAAUAAAUUUUUUGA
Messenger RNA from Corticium candelabrum, 2846 nucleotides. RefSeq names its product leishmanolysin-like peptidase. NCBI's taxonomy places the organism in Eukaryota, Metazoa, Porifera, Homoscleromorpha, Homosclerophorida, Plakinidae. The coding region runs from base 99 to 2570 and encodes 823 amino acids. The record is from RefSeq and is a predicted model, not a curated record. Gene Ontology annotation, molecular function: metalloendopeptidase activity. Gene Ontology annotation, biological process: proteolysis; cell adhesion. Gene Ontology annotation, cellular component: cytoplasm; membrane. The transcript is spliced from 4 exons.